Molecule: messenger RNA, 6479 nt
Organism: Xenopus laevis (African clawed frog)
Lineage: Eukaryota; Metazoa; Chordata; Amphibia; Anura; Pipidae
Gene: crb2.L
Product: crumbs 2, cell polarity complex component L homeolog
Exons: 13
Coding region: 188-4558 (1456 amino acids)
Biological process (GO): nervous system development; Notch signaling pathway
Cellular component (GO): apical plasma membrane; protein-containing complex
Molecular function (GO): Notch binding; calcium ion binding
Source: RefSeq, a predicted model, not a curated record
CAGCCCACUAUUUAUGAGUUGUCAGCAGAGAGAGUCAGAAGAGCAUCAGAGUGCAUAGUCCCUGUCCACAGCCUUAGUGCUGGUGCCAUUGCCAAACAGCUCGGCCCCUGAUCACUGGCUGACCCAAGAUAGGAACGAUCUGUAUUUUAUAGUUCCAUGCGCAGAACCACACCGGAUCCGUCUUUACAUGGACUCCAGAAGAAUUAGUCGAAGUUUAGCAAAUACCGUUAUACUGCUCCUGCUCGUUAUCUUUUCACGCAUAAAAGGUCUUGCCCAGACCUGCGUGUCAUCCCCUUGCCUGAAUGGUGGAAAAUGCCUGGAAACAACCAGUGGAUUUAUCUGCCUGUGUCCCAUGCAGCCAUUGGCAUUUACCGGGCCUACCUGUGGAGAGAUGUAUGAUGCAUGUGCCGUUUAUAGUUGUCCCAGCACUCACAGAUGUCAAAGUACCCCAGGUCUACCGCAUUUCCAAUGUGUCUGCCAGCCUGGGUUGAACUGCACCAAUGAGUGCCAGAGUAAUUCUUGCCCGUUCCAAAAUUCUCAGUGUACAGUUGGAGAGGACAGCAUUAUGUGCAAGUGCCAAAGUGGCUACGGUGGUGUGGACUGCCAGCAUGAGGUAUCAUCAUGUUUCCAGAACCCCUGCCAGAACAAUGCCACCUGUUUAGCAAAUGCCGAAACCUACAGUUGCGUAUGUGAGCCGGGAUUCACAGGGAAGGAUUGUGAGGUUAAUGUCAAUGAAUGUGCUUCAAACCCAUGCCAGAAUGAGGCCCUCUGUGUGGACAAAGUGAACAGAUAUAUGUGCUUCUGUGUGCCCGGCUUCCAAGGCCACCAUUGUGAAAUAGACAUCAAUGAAUGUGCGUCCAGACCAUGUCAGAACAACGGAACUUGCUUGAACCAGCUGGACCAGUAUGAAUGUGCUUGUGCCAAUGGCUACACAGGAGUUAACUGUGAGCUGGAGAUAGAUGAAUGCCAGUCAGGCCCAUGUCAGAAUGGAGCCACAUGUGGUGACCGUAUUGGCUACUUCAUAUGUGACUGCCCGGCGGGCUACGAUGGAGAACUCUGUGAGCAUGACGUAGAUGAGUGCCAGAGCCAGCCUUGUCACAAUGGAGGGCAAUGUGUGGAUGAAAUUAACAGGUUCCGCUGUGAUUGUAGUCAUACUGGCUUUGUUGGAGACCACUGUGAAACUGAAAUCUUGGAGUGUGACUCUAAUCCUUGUCAGAACAAUGCUACAUGUAUGGAGAGAGUCAAGGGCUACGAAUGCUUGUGCUGGGAAGGUUAUUCUGGAAUUCAUUGUGAAACUGAUGAGAAUGAAUGUUCUGAGAAGCCAUGUGACAAUGGCGGCCUGUGUCUUGAACUAUCCAAGCAGUCAUAUUAUGGCACAGAACCAGAAUUUGACAACAAGUUCAGCUACAGCCAAGCAGCAGGGUAUUUGUGCCGCUGCCAACCAGGAUUCACAGGUUCUAACUGCUCUGUCAACAUCGAUGAAUGUGAAUCUUGGCCUUGUCUGAAUGGUGGAACCUGCAUCGACUUAAUCAAUGGCUUCCUGUGUAGCUGUGCUUCUGGAUAUACCGGUGUUGGCUGUUCUAUAAACAUCAAUGAGUGUGAGGACAACCCAUGUAAGAAUGGGGCAAGCUGUGAAGAUGGAGUUGCUGACUAUUUCUGCAUUUGUCCACCAGCAGCUCAGGAUGGGACAAUAUGGGGUGGUAAAAACUGUUCUGUAAAAUUGGUUGGAUGCUUGGAGCACAGCUGCCAAAACAGGGCUGAGUGCAUCCCUUUAUAUAAUGAAGAAAGCCACAGUUAUACCUGCAAAUGCAAACCAGGGUUUGUUGGGGAAAAUUGUUCAACCCCAACAACAUUUUCCUUCUUGGGCCAGGGGUACAUUAUGUAUGAUUCACCUUUGAGUAAUGAAUCGUAUCUAAGCAAUGCGUCAGUGAGAUUUAGAACAACAUUACCCGACAUGGUUCUGAUGUACCGUGGAGAUGAAGAGACAUUUCUCAUACUUGAGCUUUAUAAUGGAUUUCUGUACACACAGAUGAAAGGAAACGGAAGGUUAUUUCAGUUAGUUAUUGGCGAUCACAAGGUGAACGAUGGCCACUGGCACAAUGUGGAGGUUGACGUUAUAUCAAAUUUAUUCUUGAAGAUCAGUCUUUCUCAUGAUGGUUGCAGCAACGGAUUCUGCUCCAGAAAACGGCAGGUCAUUGGAGGAUUUAAUCCUUACCUUCCAGAAUCUUUCAGUUCAGUGUUUAUCGGAGGACUUGGUCAAGAGGCCUUAAUCAAAAACACUCUGAGUCAGCAAAACUUCACUGGCUGCUUGGAGGACUUGGUUAUUGACUUGUUUACUCGGCUGCCACGCAAUUUUAGCAGUGGCCAGUCCUUUGGAAUGGAACUCGGAUGCAGUAAGGCAGAGUUGUGCCAUCCAAACCCAUGUCAAAAUGGUGCAAAGUGCAUUGAUCUCUGGUCCAGCUUUACAUGUGAAUGCAUCAGACCCUAUAAAGGUCCCACCUGUAUGCAGGAGUAUGUAGCAGGAACAUUCUUCUGGGAGGGAAAUCCAAGCCACGCAUACUUUGAACUCAAUCAAGAUUUAGGAACGUCUUUCAAUGUAUCUGGUUUUAUCAGAACCCUAAAAUCAGAUGGACUCCUACUGCAAAUCAGCCAUGGAGCAAUACCGUACUUCAGCAUCUACCUGAAUAAUAGCUGGGUCCACAUUGAGACACCAUCUGCAGAACCUCUGGUUUUUAAGAAGAACGUCAGUGAUGGCAUGAAGUACUUUAUAAGUAUUUCUUUCAGGGAAGGGAAUGUUACAGUCACUGAACUCCAGCAGGAAGUUUACCUGGGAAAGUUGCCACCGGUGACCAUUAACAAAGGAGAUACAGUUCAUGUGGGUGGUUUGGCUACAACAGACAGUACUAUGUUUUGGGGCGGGUUUUUCAAAGGAUGUCUUCAAGAUGUAAGGAUUAAUAAUUAUCACUUGGAGUUCUUCCCUGCGGAGGAGAUAAAUGCACAAGAAACCUUAUACCUUGGGAACAACACCAAUGUCACGCAAAACUGCAUCUCUGAUGAUGUUUGCCACCAAGGCCCAUGCAGAAAUGGAGGAAACUGCUCAGUAACCUGGAAUGACUUUGUCUGCAGCUGUCCGGCCAACUUCACUGGAAAAACGUGUGAGGAGCCCAUUUGGUGUGAACGGUAUCCCUGCUCGACAGACUCUACUUGCUUGGAUGUUCCCAACGGAUUUGUGUGUCUGGCCAAUGCGAGUUUCCAGGGCCACAGCUCUGCGGUAUUUACACCCAUUAUUUCACAAGAACGCGAUCUUACAUCCAUCUCAUUGACCUUCAGAACCAGAGACAGAGAUGCCAUUUUACUCCAGGCUUCCUUAAAUGUGGAUUCUGUGCUCAUAGCAAUUCAGGAGGGUUACUUGUUCAUUGAUCUACAAAGUGGAAAUAAUGUGGAUGGAGUCCAGCUUAAUGAGACAAUAGAAGUUGCUGAUGCUAUCUGGCACAGAGUAGUAAUAUCCAUGGAAAGAGCAACUAAAGCGAAUUCUCAGUGGACAUUCCAGUUGGAUGACAGUGCUCAAAAAGCAUUUCGGUGGGAAGGUGACUUGAAUUUUUUGAGAAAUAACAUUUCCAUUAUAUUGGCAGAAGAUUACACUGGAUGUUUGGGCACUGUGUCUAUUGGAGGUAUUUACCUUCCAUUUACAGACCAUGUGUUGCCACAACAGGAUCAAUUUAUAAGGAAAUCUGAUGCUUUGGAGUUGGGAUGCAGAGGGGCAGAUGUCUGUACUGAGCGCCCCUGUCUACAUGAUGGAACAUGCCAGGACAUCUUUAACUCCUUUAGCUGUGUGUGCAGGACAGGGUGGAAUGGGCAACGCUGUGAGAUCAACAUCGAUGACUGCAAGUCCAGCCCAUGUCUCCAUGGCUUUUGUAUGGACCUGGAGGCUAAUUAUCAGUGCAGCUGUGAGACAGGCUAUGCCGGCAGGAACUGCGAUAUCAACAUCAAUGACUGUCAGCACCAUCAGUGCCUGAAUGGGGGGAUUUGUGUUGAUGGUGUGAAUAGCUACACUUGCAAGUGCCCAACCAACUUUGCAGGGACUUACUGCCAAUGGCCUUAUCCACCUGAGCAGUGCAAUAAAAACUUCACAUGUUUGAAUGGAGGCAAAUGCGACAGUGGAAUAUGGGGAGCGAACUGCACUUGUAGACCAGGUUUCAGUGGCAGAAGGUGUGAAAUGAAUGUCAAUGAUUGUGAAUCAAACCCGUGUCUCAACGGUGGAACUUGCCAGGAUUCUGUGAAUACCUUCAAAUGCAUCUGCAAUUCCAGCUUUAGUGGGGUGCGCUGUGAGAAGUACGGUGCAGCCUCAAUGUUCCCCUUUCCUCUUGUUGGAGUUGCAGUACCUGUAACCUGUGGGGUUUUGCUUCUCCUUGUUAUUGGGGUCAUUUUCAUGGUGCUGACAGCAAGGAAGAGGAGACAAUCAGAAGGAACCUACAGCCCAAGCCAACAAGAAGUCGCAGGAGCAAGACUUGAAAUGGACAAUGUUCUUAAGGUGCCUCCUGAGGAACGACUGAUUUAAUGACAGAUGCAAGAAAGCGAAAAAUACAUCCUUGUUACUGAGUACAAAGGAGACUCAGCCCCCAGGUCCUGAAAAAAGUCUGACCUCAAUAUUUAGGACUGAGCUUAUUUAUUGUGAAUGUGCAGAUUGCAGCUACAACUUCUACACUUAACAUUGAAGAGUAUUUUCAAACAGGAAUGCAUCUAACCGAAAGGAACUAUAUUUAGGGAGAAAUUUCUUCGAAGAUAUCGAAACCCUUUCUAAAGCAGAAGGGUCUAUGAAACCACUUUCCAGGACCCUAGGCAUGAGGAAGCCUAAGUAACGUGUGUUUGAUUGUACUUAAACCUAUCCUUUGAAUAUACAAUAGUUUUGGUUUUGUAUGACUGUCAUCAAGUGUCUUGUGUCCGGCUGCUUUGGACCCAAGGGUACUGCGAAAUGUAUGCAGUGCUCAUCACAUCUGGAAGCAUUGACUGAAGACUUUUGAUGCUUUUGAUGACUACUGGGUUUAAAAAGUGCCUUUAGGAUGCCUAUUGGGUGGUGAUAUGUACUGAACUGGGCCAUAAUGUGCUUUAGGAUUACAGAAGAUUGUUCCUACCAUGGGCCCUCUGUGCCCUAACUCUGCCAUUACCUCAUUUGCUAAGAGUAUCUUUCGUACACUGAAUGUCACUGAUCACUGGAGAUAAGCCCUUCAUCUAUUGGACUGUAGUCACCUGGUGAAGGAUGGGUUAUUUUUGGAACUGUGCUGCUGCAACAAAACACCCGUUCCCAGCUCGGUUUUGAGCUAGUGCCUUAUGAUAUCAUUGCAAGACUUUAUACAUAGUGCUGCAGACUGGUAAUGCCUUCUGUAGCAUGCUUAUACCAGCAUUUUAUAUGGAUUAUAUUGCAUUUUACAUCAUUGUCUGUAAAUGAUCAAUUGGCUGAGGCUGUUGGAAAAUGUUUAGAAUAGGCGGGAGACUGAAAUCCGUGGUCUAGGAAAAUGAAACUUUGGCUGAAGGAAAAAUAUCUGAUAUUUAAUGGGUGAAGGUGCAAAUCCAUACGACCACCUUACAGAUUUUCCAUCCAGCACGUUACUUCUGCCCAGCAAAGAGGUUUUGUUUACAUUAGCUUUAAGGUGGCCAUAUACCUUUAGAUCCACUUGAGUUGUGGCAGACAACGGUCAGAUCAUAACACGGGCCAAUGUAGGCUGUCAGGAGAAAACUGCAUCAACAAUCUGGUGCAGUCCUUGCCUGCCCCUCCUGGAUUUUUAAACCUGCCCGAUAGGAAAUCUGGGCGCAGAUAAGCUUCCAAAAUGGUCUCAAGGGCCUGAAUCAGCAGCUUUAGGCUUUGCCUCCUAGAACAGAACAUCCUGCUUUAGUUUUACUACUAGAAUAUGGUCAGUAUUAUGCCAUACAUGUGCACAUUUUGAAAGAAUUGCAGUAUCAUUAAAAUUAGCUCUAAAGCAUUAAUGAUAAAUCUCCAUCACUAGUGUGUGUUUGUUUUCUUUUAAUUUAUUUGACGGAUUCACCAAAUUCUGGACUUUGGACCAAAUUCUGGACAGAGCAGCCAAUGAAAACAGGACAACUGUUUCGGCUAAAAUCAGAAUGUGUAAAUUAGCUUUGAUAUUUUCUUUACUCUGUUCAAAUUGCAUAGUUACUGCUUUUAAUAGUUCCAAUCAUACAUUAAGUUAAGCAGCUCACCGGUACAAUCUUUUGUAGGUUGAAUCCUGCAUGUAUUAUUGUGAGUGAAUUGGGAAAGGCUAAGAUAACAUGAACAAACCCAAGCAGAGUUUUUAUCUAUAUGUUAUGGUAGCUAAACGAUGCUUCUUCAUGCAGCCACAGAAGUGUAAACAUUGUUUUUCUGCACAGAAACAUAGAUCUGUAUAAACUGUACAGUGCUGAUAUGUAUAUAUUGUCUUGCAUCAAGAAUGCAGUAUUUGGCAUACUGAAUAAAAAGGAUAAGCCAA